Messenger RNA from Magallana angulata, 1375 nucleotides. Its product is annotated as ultra-long-chain fatty acid omega-hydroxylase-like. Gene Ontology annotation, molecular function: monooxygenase activity; iron ion binding; heme binding. The record is from RefSeq and is a predicted model, not a curated record. Lineage: Eukaryota; Metazoa; Mollusca; Bivalvia; Ostreida; Ostreidae. The coding region runs from base 16 to 1305 and encodes 429 amino acids. The transcript is spliced from 10 exons.
GAGAAAUAUCCGACCAUGUUUCUGUUGUGGAUAGGACCUGCAACUGUUAGGGUGGUACUAAAUCAUCCUGAUAGUCUCAAACAGAUACUGAGAUCGGCAGAUCCAAAACCAGUUGGAUACGGCCAGGCGUACAGACAUGGAAUUCCAUGGUUAGGAGAGGGACUCCUGAUUGCGGGGGGUGCCAAAUGGAAGCGCUCCAGACGUCUGCUUACUCCAGCCUUCCAUUUUGACAUCCUGAAACCUUACGUGAAAGUCUACAAGACCUGUGCUGAUCAACUAGUGAAAAACAUUCAAACGUUCGCUGACCGGAAGGAGAGCGCUGAAGUGUUUGGAUUGGUCAGCGGCUGUACACUGGAUAUCAUUCUGCAGUGCGCGUUCUCCUACGAGACAGACUGCCAGAACCUCCUUAGGAACGACAACCGAUACGUUACCACUGUGUAUGAAAUAGCCACAGAAUGGACACGUAGAAACACCUGUCCGUGGCUUUAUUCGGACUUAUUCUAUUUCAAUACGAAAAUGGGGAAACAAUUCAAAAGUCAUUGUGAUUAUGUACACACCGUAGCAGAUGACAUUAUUGCAAAGAGACGGAGAGCUCUGGAAGACGCAGAUUUGUCUGAAAGGAAAUACCUGGACUUUCUGGACAUUUUGUUAACAGCCAAAGAUGAGGAUGGGCAAGGAAUGUCCAUAGAGGAUAUUCGAAGUGAGGUGGAUACCUUUUUGUUUGAAGGUCAUGAUACUACAGCAAGCGCCAUCUCGUGGAUUCUGUACUCAUUGGCUGAACAUCCUGAACAUCAGAUGAAAUGUCAGGAGGAAAUCGACAGAGUGGUCAGUGAAACAGAGUCUGGAGAGCUUGAGUGGAACGACCUUGAUAGACUGGAGUAUCUCACACAAUGUAUCAAAGAAGGAAUGCGUCUCCACUCACCUGUACCAGGGAUCUUAAGAGAAAAUCAAGCUCCAAUUAAGGUCGAUAACCACGUUAUACCAACCGGAAGUUGUUUAACAAUUUCAAUUUAUUGUCUGCAUCACAAUCCCACUGUGUGGGGACAAGACCAUAUGGAUUUCAGACCCGAAAGGUUCUCCAAAGAAAAUGUACGGAAGAUGGACCCCUUUGCAUAUUGUCCUUUUUCUGCGGGACCGAGGAAUUGUAUAGGACAGAACUUCGCAAUGGCUGAAGAGAAGAUGGUAUUGGCGACGCUUUUACAAAGAUUUACCUUUUCUGUCGACAAAACACACAUGGUCGAGAAACUGCUGGCGGCGGUCAUGAGAGCAAGGAACGGGAUCAAGUUGUUCGCUUCUCCCAGAUAAUUAACGCUGUUUUAAAACUAUGUUUUCUAAAUCUGAAAAGUCUUAAUUCACAUUGCAUAAGUUACAAAAG